CACGAGCAGCGAGUAUUGUGAUGGGUGCAGUUCGGAGAAGACUCGAUAUGCUUCAGCCACACACCAGGGGGUUAACUUGCGAAAUAUAUAAAAAUGUUUUCUAACGCUAGCAAAUCAGUAACAGAAUUACUUCCGUCCAUAGAGGCAGCAAUUGGGAGAAGAGUUCAAAUUCGACAACGGGAAACAGUACAAAUCAUAAGAAAAAAAUAACAAAAUGUUUAAAGUACUUCUAGCCGCCACCACAUUAAUCGCUUACACUUACGCUGCUGGCGAUCCUGCCGAUGCACAUGCGUCCAUAGUGAGAUAUCAGAAUGACGUGAAUCCUGAUGGCAGCUACAAUUAUGCUUAUGAAACCUCCAAUAAAAUACGAGCUGAAGAGGCAGGCGUUGGCGGCACUUAUGCUGCGGGUUCUUAUUCGUACACUUCACCCGAAGGGCAGCCCAUACAAUUAACUUACAUAGCCGAUGAAAACGGUUAUCAACCGAAAGGAGACCACCUACCAACACCUCCACCAAUACCAGACUACAUACUCAAAGCUUUGGCAUACAUUGAAGCUCAUCCAUUUCAGAAAAUUCAGUUGAAAAAGUAAGCGUGGCAACUGGAUCUGCCUCAAUCAGAAAGCACGCGCACAUGCAGUGUUUUCAAUUAGCAAAUUUUCAUUAUUUAGACGAAUUCCGCUCGCUGCAUCAUAGACACUUUACCCAUUUUAGUCACUAAAACUUCUCACUUCCAUGCGUGUGCAUAUGUAUGUAUAUUUUCUAAACUAAU
Messenger RNA from Ceratitis capitata (Mediterranean fruit fly), 768 nucleotides. Its product is annotated as pupal cuticle protein Edg-78E. Lineage: Eukaryota; Metazoa; Arthropoda; Insecta; Diptera; Tephritidae. Gene Ontology annotation, cellular component: chitin-based extracellular matrix. The record is from RefSeq and is a predicted model, not a curated record. Gene Ontology annotation, molecular function: structural constituent of chitin-based larval cuticle. Bases 215 to 589 code for a protein of 124 amino acids. The transcript has 2 exons.